This is a messenger RNA of Nicotiana tabacum (common tobacco), 642 nucleotides long. The record is from RefSeq and is a predicted model, not a curated record. Lineage: Eukaryota; Viridiplantae; Streptophyta; Magnoliopsida; Solanales; Solanaceae.
AUGGAAGAAAGUACCAAUGAUCUGCUAAAGAAGUUGUUGAUUGACAACCAGCAACUCAGGACCGAUUUCAGAAAUCUUGAAAGGCAAAUGGGGCAAAACGGGAGGGAGCUAGAGGAAGUGCCAAAGAAAAAGAAAGACAAGCCUAUACCUGAGAGAGAGUUGAUCCCUAAAGUGACUCAAGAGCAAAAGAAUGUUGCUGAAGUUUCAGAGCCAGUGGAGGCCCCUAGACCACCACCACCUUUUCCCCAGAGAUUGCAGAAAAAGAAUGAUGAUCGCAUGUUCACAAAAUUCCUCUCUAUGUUGAGCAAGGUUCAAUUUAAUAUCCUACUCGUUGAUGUGCUUCGGGAAAUUCCAAACUUUAUGAUUCCUGUGCGUAUUGGUAAUGUUGAUGUGGGUCGUGCUCUUUGUGAUUUGGAGGCAAGAAUAAAUCUGAUGCCCCUGUCUUUGUUCAAACAAUUGGUUCUGGGAGCUCCAAGGCCAACUACUGUGAUGCAACUGGCUGAUAGAUCGAUAGCACACCCUGAAGGGGUGAUUGAAGAUGUGUUGCUGCAGAUUGGGAAAUAUAUCUUCCCGGUUGAUUUCAUUUUCCUCGAUUAUGAGGCUGAUGAACUGGUUCCAAUCAUAUUGGGGCAACUCUCUUAG